AUGAGUCUCGCCAGCACAUCGCUGCCCCAGGGCGGCCAGAGUAUCCCAAGGUUAGCGGGCCCGUUCGAGUCCGAUUCAGGCUCUGGAAACGCGACCCCACGAGCGGCGGCCGGAGGAGAGGGAGGAGCCUCGGAGGAGAAGAAGGCCAAGAAGCGCAGCCUUUUCGGCUUCGGGAAGAAGAAGGAAGACGCAUCGUCCGCUUCAAAAUCGCCUGCCCCAUCCACCGGCAGCCAAGGAAAGGCUGCCUCUUGGGUUAAGAGGUCAACCGGUGCCUCGCCUGUUCAGUCCGACGUCUACAUUACACCACAAUCGCCCGGUCGUGGCUUUACCUCGUCUCCACGCCUUUCAUCGCCAGCUGGUAGCCAAAUCUUCGAGCGCGACGUACAAGAAAGCGCUUCCAUGGUCCCAAAUUCGCCCGCCAUCCCGUCUCACAUCCAGACUGAGAACUACAUCCCGCCCGUGCUUGACGCCUCUUCGCAGGCUAUCACCGACAAGCGCCUUGACCCCGAUAGCGUCGAGAUCAUCACACAUACCUCCCACCAGCCUGCCGCCGUGACGGUGACCGGAGCUGCCCCCAAUCCUGUCCCUCUCUCCCUCGAGGCAAGCUGGGCAGACGAGCUGGCCGCCUUCGCUGCUGGCCGGGGGACAAUACCCGGAAACGAGACAGCUUCCAACUACGGUAGCUUUGAUAACACGGAUAUCCGCCGUCUGAGCUUCAUCUCGUUUGCCGAUGUCGUGCAGGCCGAGCAGCAACAGGUUGCGGGCUCGCGCGAUAGCAUGCACUUUGCUGGUUUGACCAGCCUCACUCCCACUGGUGUUAACCGCUCACCGAGCCCAGUUCGCUCUCCAGUCUCCUCUUCUGGCGGUCACAACACAAGCCCCCCAACGAGCAAGUCUGGAUCGGUGAAGGGAUUUGAUGUUGGCGCUAUUCCUGGAUCACCAGGCAGGAAACCCCUUGGCAGCCCAACAAGUCUUUUGCACCCUAGCCCGGUUGUCAACGGCGAGAUCGCGAUCGAGACCAUGGCGCAGGCGCUGCGGAGGACCGGAAGCGGAGAUUUGAGUGGUGGUGUGAGGAGUUUUCCCGUAAGCCCGAUCUGA
Molecule: messenger RNA, 1098 nt
Organism: Neurospora tetraspora
Lineage: Eukaryota; Fungi; Ascomycota; Sordariomycetes; Sordariales; Sordariaceae
Exons: 1
Coding region: 1-1098 (365 amino acids)
Source: RefSeq, a predicted model, not a curated record